Molecule: messenger RNA, 538 nt
Organism: Quercus lobata
Lineage: Eukaryota; Viridiplantae; Streptophyta; Magnoliopsida; Fagales; Fagaceae
Exons: 3
Coding region: 30-530 (166 amino acids)
Source: RefSeq, a predicted model, not a curated record
AUGAGCUAUUUACAUUGAUCUCCAACUAAAUGGUUGAAAAAAUAAUUAUAUUUUGUGAUGGCCAGAGGGAGGAUAGGCAUAUUUGUGAAUUUUUAUUUAUUUAUUUAUUUUAUUUGCAGAGGGUAUGUAAAUUAGUAACUAAUCACAGAAACAUGGUUGCUUGGUCUGCUGUGCAAGAAUCGUCUACUUCUACAGUGGCUGCCGAAACAAAGGAGGUGAAGACAGCUCAAGAAGAAGCUCCAGCAAAGGCCAAACCUCCAGCAAAAGCUACGGCCAAGCCACUGCCUCAGUUAAUGGAGGAGGAUAUCAUCCCUUCAUUGAAAGCAAUACUUGAAGCUCAACCUGAUCUUUCUGAAAUUGAACUAUCUUUCCAAGACAACAGGUUGGAAGGUUCCUUUCUAAAGAAUGAUAAUCCUUAUUCUUUUUGGGCAUUCUUCCCUGAAGGGGUCCUCACAAGUACUUCAUAUAUGCAUGCUAAUUGUUAUCCAAUUGCACAUUCAUACAAACACCCAACUAGCAUUUAUUUAUGAGGACUGAA